AUGGCGGGAGGGCACCUGGCCGGGCUGUUGGCAUCGGGCACCACCUGCGUCAACGUGUACCAAGGCUUCUCGGACUGCGUGCUCAAGCUGGGGAAAAACAUGGCCACGUACGAGGAGGAGGACGGCACGGAGCUGCAGAGCUUGCACCGAGUCUGUGGGUACUGGGAUGAAUUUCACACGUGUGCCCUGACGGCGGUCUGGGAGUGCCAGAAGGAAGCAGUGGCCGUCUGGGAGAUGCUGAGAAGGGAGUCUCAAAAAAUCAAAUUUCAAGGCAGCUUGUUCGACCUCUGCAGCCCCCGCAUGGCCCAAAGCUUUGCCUGGACCCAUAUUCCCAACGUUUCCAUCCUCUGCAUCCCACUCAUCAUCACUUGGCUGAACUUGUAA
Messenger RNA from Charadrius vociferus (killdeer), 384 nucleotides. Its product is annotated as neuritin-like. Gene Ontology annotation, cellular component: plasma membrane. The transcript has 3 exons. The record is from RefSeq and is a predicted model, not a curated record. Gene Ontology annotation, biological process: nervous system development; neuron projection extension. Lineage: Eukaryota; Metazoa; Chordata; Aves; Charadriiformes; Charadriidae. The coding region runs from base 1 to 384 and encodes 127 amino acids.